AUGGAAAUCAUCAGGAAGAGGAUGAUGCACACUGGACUGAGGGUUAAUCGUUUGCGUCGUUUGAACGAAGUCAAUCGUAGUUUUGAUCUGUUUCGCCACUCAAUAAGCACAACGACAGUUCGAACUGCGAAACAAAAACCCCAAAUACCUAAAAAGCCCUCGAGAUCUCAACAGCAAUACAAAACUCCAAGUCCAAGACAAGUUUUGGACCCUACUCCACCCCCUCCUCCCCCUCCACCAGCAGCGAAACAACAUCCACUUCAAGGUAGGAAAUUUGCUUUAAUAGGAAGUAGUAUCGCUGCUUUGAUAUUUGCCGGCUACUCUUCCUAUUUAUUUGUUCUACUCAAUAAAGAACCUACCAAAUCUUCUUCUUCUAAAGUUCAAGCUGAUGUCUCAUCCCGCUAUGAUACCAUUGCGUCUACGUUUGAUUCGGAAGUUGACUGGACGGAAUGGAGUAUGGGAAUCACGAAGAUGCGCAAAAAAUUGGCGCAAGAAGCACAUGGAGAUGUACUCGAAGUAUCUAUUGGUACAGGCAGGAAUCUAGAGUUUUAUGACUGGAAUUUCAAAGGAUUCAAUGGCGUUGGGAAAAUUCAAAAAGUGGGUGGUAUUAAGAAGGGGAAAGUUAAGAGUUUUACGGCUGUUGAUAAAAGUGGUGAGAUGUUGGAAGUUGCCCAUGAAAAGUUCUCGACAAUGUUUCCAGGAGUCUUGGGUGUGAGAUGGAUAAUUCAGGAUGCUUCCGAGAAAAUACCAGGCCCCCCUCGAAAUGCAAACGAAACAAGCGGGAACAAAGACGCGAAAUAUGAUACAGUGAUUCAGACUAUGGGAUUGUGUUCCGCUGCUGAUCCGGUAGGACUAUUGAAGAAUCUGGGAGAGUGCGUGAAAGAAGAUGAAGGGCGCAUAUUAUUGUUGGAGCAUGGAAGAGCAAAAUGGGAUUGGUUAAACAGAGCGUUGGACAACAGUGCAGAAGGGCAUGCAAAGCUUUUCGGAUGUUGGUGGAAUAGAGAUUUGGGAAAAAUUGUCGAAGAGAGUGGGCUUGAAGUUGUGAAUAUUAAAAGACGACAUGGCGGAACGACCUGGAGAAUUGAGUUGAAAAAGCCUAAAGCCACACCAAAAGACAGUGGCGUGAAGGUUGCGACAGAAGAGAAGAUACAGGAUGCAACCAAAAAGGGAUGGUGGUAA
Molecule: messenger RNA, 1179 nt
Organism: Botrytis deweyae
Lineage: Eukaryota; Fungi; Ascomycota; Leotiomycetes; Helotiales; Sclerotiniaceae
Exons: 2
Coding region: 1-1179 (392 amino acids)
Source: RefSeq, a predicted model, not a curated record